UUGGCUUUAAUAUUUAUGUGCGUUUCUUCUUAUCUCUUUUCUAUGUUGAUUUUAAAAUGUUUGUCGGUAUUAAAGCUUUUGAUUUAAUUAAAGAUUUUUGGUUACGUGAAAUAAUGUUCUAUUUAUCUCCAAGUGUUAUUAUGUAACGGAUCAGUAAUGAAAAAUGGCGAUGAAUGGCGAUAGCUCUGUGAAAGAUGAUCAAAAAACACGUUUUUCUACCAGAGAAGGUGUCUACAGUUUGAUGCCACUGAUUGAAUAUUAUCGUCCAAAUCGUUCGAAUUUCGCUGCAACGUCUAUUCCAUUGAAUUCAGUACACCUGUCGCUUGUAACAAUCCCCGGAAUUCGGGAGUAUAACGAGCGCUUAUGUUUGAAUAUCGGCAAAGAACUUUACAUUUAUGUCUAUAAGGGGGUCAGGAGCGGGGCAGACAUGAUUACGCAGAUUGAGAAGAAAACGUUCAAAACGAUGAAUCCAACUUGCCAUAGUUUCAAUUCGUUUUGCGCAUCGUGCGAAUCGGUACCUUUUUUAAUCGGAUUCAAUAAUGGUGUUGUAACGAUGCAAGAUCUCGUUAGAAAAGAUUUCCAUAAAGUAUUCAACGAAGAAAAACUAGUAGACAGUAGUAAAGUAACCUGCAUUCAAUGGGUACCUAAUUCGAAGAAUUUCUUUCUGACGUCGCACGCCAGCGGCCAGUUGUAUCUUUAUAACGAAGAGUUACCAUGCAGCACUUCGCCACCAAAUUACCAAUUAUUCAAGAGUGGAGAAGGUUACGCGAUACACGUGUGUAAAACGAAAACAACUCGUAAUCCGUUGUACAGAUGGGUGAUAGGAUCCGAAAACAGUUGUAUAAAUCAGUUCGCAUUUUCUCCGUGUAAUUUGUACUUAGCUGUGGUAUCUCAGGACGGCUUCCUGCGAGUUUUUCACUACGAUACUAUGGAAUUGGUCGGUAUCGCUCGAAGUUACUUCGGCGGUCUGUUAUGCGUCUGUUGGUCACCGGACAGUAAAUAUGUGGCGAUUGGCGGUGAAGACGAUCUAGUAACUAUUUGGAGUUUUCACGAAAAACAAAUCGUAGCUCGUGGGCAAGGCCAUCAUAGUUGGGUCAACGUUGUGGCUUUCGAUCCGUUUACGUCGUCCUAUUUACCUUCCGAUCAAUCUUCGGAGAAUCGGUGUUUUUCUACUUGUUAUAGAUUAGGAUCAGUUGGACAAGACACGCAGCUGUGCCUUUGGGAUAUUACAGACGACGUGUUAAGGCAACCUUUUCAUUGUAGCGCUGUUACUAUAAAAUCAAAGACUAACGAAUACAGUAAUAACGGCGAAGUGUGCGGCGCAGCUUCGUCCAAUCAUAUAAAUUCGAAUAAUUCUAUCGCAGCUAGCGCUCAUCACCAUGUAAAUCACACCAAUCAUAAUAAUAAUAACAGUAAUAAAGACAAUCAACUGGAAAGCUGCAGCGGUACGUCCAAACAUUCUCCGCCUACGUUAACUCAAAGACUAGUAUUACUCAGUUUCGGCGAGAGACGAGACAGCGGCGGUAAUUCCAGUAAAAAGUAUUCGUCGAGGAGUAACAGCAGCGGAUCUGAUAAAUACGCCGGCAACAGUGUUCGUUUCUCGGAGCUGGAAGAUCCGAUGAAAUUAAUCGGAACCGCUGCCUGUCCUAGAUUCGAUCAAUGUCCUCGUUUAGAACCAUUAAUAUGUAAGAAAAUCUCUAACGAGAGGUUAUCCUCAUUAGUGUUCAAAGAAGAUUGUAUAUUAACGUCGUGCUACGACGGAUCUGUAUUCACCUGGGCUAGACCUGGUAAAGUGACUAGCGCCAACUCGCACCUUGUGGCUGCUGCCGGUUCGCUGUCUACGACUAUAUCAAACGACAGUACGAGCACAGUGGUAUAGCUAAAGUUAUGCGCGGCAGGGUGUCAUUGCCCACCCUCCAAUUUUUAAACGCGCAUCGUGGCAUAUUGCUUGAUAGCUUUAAAUUAAGUUAGAUAAUUGAAUAUUUGUUUUUUUUUCCUGCUAGUUUUUUUAGACGCCGAUUUUGAAUCCCGGGAAAACGAUGCGUUUUGAUUUCGAUUGCGUUUACUCAAGCAAUAUAAGUCUGAUUUUUUUUUCUCCUCCUAGGUCCUACGAGUAUUGAAAUUUUACCCCGAUUUUUUUCUAUUUUAUUUAUUAAAAAUCCUAAAAUUUAAAAUGACCAAUUUUCUAUUUUUCAUCGUGAUUUUCGUCUGUCUGUAUUUUAACGUUGUACAAAAUGAUCUAUAUAUUUUUUGUUUCGCGUUUUCGUAUAUAUAUAAUAUAUAAAAAAACAUGUAUUUUGUAAAUAUUCAUCGCCAAUGCUCAUGUUAACUAAAAAAAAAUUUAUAUUUAACGCAGUAAUUUUACUUUUAUUUUUACUGUGAUUGUUUUUUUCCCCCUUCUAAUUUAUAUUUAUUCUUUGUACGAGAAUAUUACGAAUAUUCCGUCAUUAUUUUACGUUAUAAUUUCUCUUCUUCUUAUGUUUUGUAACGUAAUUAAUUUUACGCGAAUACUUUUUUCGAAAUAUGUAAGUUUUUUGUUUUUGUUUUUUCAUUACGACUGGUUUGUUCGCGUACUUUUUUGGGGCUCGUUUCUCUCUAGCGACGUAAUAGUUUUGUUACCAGAUAAUUUAUUUAAUGUUAUACGACAUAUAAUGGAAAUACUUCAAUAAAAAUUUUCUGAUUCGAGUUUCAAAACGUCGUUCGCGUAAAUUAUUUUAUUUCGAUGGGAAAUUAUCUAAUUUGAUGAAUAAGUUUCCUGUUUCGGUUCCAACGAAGAUAAUAAAAAUGAAACGAUAAAAACAUCUAACGGAAAUUAACCCUAAUAGGGAAUAAUUAUGCGAAUUCAGUAAACUGGUGACGACGAUCGUUGAAAUACGGUUUGAUUUUUUUUUUAAUAUCGCGUAUUUUCAUGAAAUUGUUGUCUUAAAACGAAAAAUACUCUUCGAUUUAUAGGUAUGGAUUAGACGUAUUUAUUAAUACCGACACAUAUCAUUAUAUUUAUAUAUUUUGUAUAAUAUUGUAUUCGAAUCAUUUCACAAUUACGUAAUUAAGGACGAUUGCAAUUUACAUUCCUGCGAGGGUGAAUUUUUUGUUUUCUAUUACCAUGAAACGUGUAAAUGGAAAUUUCAUUGUAACAAUCUCGAGCAUUUAAACAUUUCAUGAUAGAGCUUCUAGUCACGUAGGUAGUUGAGAAGAUACUGUGUAAAAAGUAAUUUUUUAAUCGAAUGAUUGUGGUUGUAAUAUAAAUACCUUUUGUUUAAGACCUUCGCGUAAGGGGGAUUUUGAAUCGUGUACAGAUAUUUUUAAAGAUAUUUUUCUUCUUUUUUUUUCAUUUUGGUCAAAAAUACGUGUACAGACAGCCUUUGUUAUUUUAUGAUUACGGUUAAGUACCCUAUAGUGUUUUAUUUUCCUUUUUUUUUCCUCUCUCUCUCCUUCGUUCACUGUUAUUUCAUUGUAUACAGUUAGUCACAUUAGUUUUAUUUCAUACCUAGUUAUUUUUUAUUGAAAUAUAUUGUUAUUGUUUAAUAUAUACAUUUUUUGAAACAA
Planococcus citri (citrus mealybug) is the source of this 3546-nucleotide messenger RNA. RefSeq names its product WD repeat-containing protein 20. Bases 164 to 1879 code for a protein of 571 amino acids. Lineage: Eukaryota; Metazoa; Arthropoda; Insecta; Hemiptera; Pseudococcidae. The transcript has 5 exons. Gene Ontology annotation, molecular function: protein binding. The record is from RefSeq and is a predicted model, not a curated record.